UUUACAGACGAUUGUGAUCUGUCCAUUUUUAAGUUGGUUUUUUCAUUUGGCAUAAGUAGAAUACUAAUUCGAUAAUUUUGUGAGUGAGUCUCAUGGUUUUUGUUGACCCACGUCCACGUAGACGCAUUGAAAAUCGUUGACAUUUAGAAGAAACUCUUGUGUGGUGUAAUUAACAAUAAGUGUGUAAAAAUUUUGUUGCUGCUACCUGGACACGGUGUCAAUAAACUCUGAUCUGAGGUGCGCCUUGCAUAAACAGAUUUGUGAAAGUGAAAAUUAAUAACCGACGAGGUCCUAAUGGUUUGGUGCAGCUGAACUUGAAAUGCACACUUCCCAGCUUUAAGUAAAUCGAAUCGGCAACGUGAAUGCUGCUUCUAUUGGUGAUUUGUAAUAAGUCACCUCCACCCAAAAAUAGGGAAAUGUCCUCCAUUAUUCACAGUCCGUCCGUGGGGAUAAGCUGAUCCCCCAUAAAUAAGGCCGUAAUGGCCGCAGACAUGAGGUCUCCAAACGUUUCCGUGACUCCCAUAAACAUGGAGCCGUAUCCCCCGCCUCCACUUUCGAACGGCACGGUGUCCGUUAGCACCAACACCGACCACCACAACCACCACCAUCACCACCAUCUUCAACAGCAGCAGCAACAGCAACGUCCUCGCUCGACAACCGCCAUCGUCACCAACGGUCUGAUGUCCUCGGACCUCCUGGACACCAGCUCUGUCGACGCCGAAGUCGCCCAGAUCCAGUUCCAGAGCGAACAAGUGAACAUGCGCAGCAAAAAGAACAAACGACCCGAGGCGGAGAUGGCGCCCCGGCCGAUGAGUUGGGAGGGUGAACUGUCCGACGGAGGCGGUGGUGGCAGUGGCACCGUCCACGACCGGGACAUGUGCAUCGACGAAGAGACACAGACACAAAUUCCCGAAAACUUGUCCCUCUCGCAAUCGAAACAAUGCUCGACGACCACAAUCAGCAUCGACUCGAAGGAGAGUCCGAUUCUGCGACUGAAACAGCCUCCCAUGGGCAGCUACUCGCUGCACAGCACACCAAGCAACUCGCCCUUGCUCAGUCAACGUCAUCCGGUUACCGGGGUGCCGAUGAUGGGCCACAAGGAUCUCGUGCACAAGGCGCUGAACGUGCCGCCGACGCCCAGUCCCGAUUCAGCCAUACACUCUGCCUAUAGUGUGUUCAGCUCGCCCAAUCAAAGUCCGCUGACGCAACGCCAUGUGACGCUGACACCGAAUUUAAGUAGGAACAACAGCGACGCCUCGCAUUCCAGCUGCUGCAGCUAUUCCAGCGUCUCGGUGUCCGUGUCGCCGACGCAGCAGUUCUCACCCACUCACAGCCCCAUACAGGGGCGUCACAUGCACAACAUCCAUAAUAGCCCAUUGCACCACAAUAUCCUGUACCGCAGCCUCCAAGAAGACCCGACGCUCCAAUAUGCGGGUGAACACGACGCCCUGGACCCGGACGAAGAUAAAUCGGGACUCAUGCACACAUCCUUGCCCGCCGCCCCGGGCAUAUCGCGGCAGCAGCUCAUCAACAGUCCGUGUCCUAUAUGCGGCGACAAAAUAUCCGGCUUCCACUACGGCAUCUUCAGCUGCGAGUCGUGCAAAGGCUUCUUCAAACGAACGGUGCAGAAUCGGAAGAACUACGUGUGCCUACGUGGCGCCCAAUGUCCAGUCACCGUGGCCACGAGGAAGAAGUGCCCAGCGUGCAGAUUCGAGAAGUGUUUGCAAUGCGGGAUGAAGCUGGAAGCCAUUCGAGAGGACAGGACUAGAGGAGGUCGUUCCACGUACCAGUGUUCGUAUUCUCUGCCUCCAUCAAUGACCAAUCAUCUGGAGCUUAGAUCGAGCACCAGCGAUUUAAGACACGACACACAUUCAGGGCUGACCGUGAAACUGGAACCGCCAGAUUCGUCAGUUCCACACCACAAAAGAGUAACACUGCCAGGGUCGAAAGGUGUCCCACCAUUAUUGCAGGAAAUAAUGGAUGUGGAGCACUUGUGGCACUACAACGAAAUGGAACUGAAUAAGCUCAACACAGAGGGUCAUUUGGGGAAGGAAGGUGGUAGUGGUGCAGUGCACAACCUCUCCACUCAUCCACUGCUGGCUGGUACAGCACUGGCUGGAUCCACGGACACCAAUCCUGAUUUCGUUGCUAAUUUAUGCAACAUUGCCGAUCACAGGCUCUACAAGAUCGUGAAGUGGUGUAAGAGUUUACCACUGUUUAAAAACAUAUCCAUUGACGAUCAAAUUUGCUUGUUGAUUAAUUCUUGGUGUGAGUUGUUGCUGUUCUCCUGUUGUUUUCGGUCAAUGUCGACUCCAGGGGAGAUUCGAGUGUCAUUGGGAAAAAGUAUUAACCUUCAACAAGCUCGUGAGAUGGGCAUGCAGGCAUGCAUUGAGAGAAUGUUGAACUUCACUGAACAGCUUAGGCGACUUCGGGUUGAUCAGUAUGAAUACGUCGCCAUGAAGGUCAUAGUUCUCUUGACCUCAGAUACGUCCGAAUUAAAGGAGGCCGAAAAAGUGAGAGCAUCACAAGAGAAAGCCUUAAAAGCAUUACAAGACUAUACGCUAUCACAUUAUCCAGAAAGUCCUGCCAAAUUUGGCGAACUUUUACUACGAAUUCCUGAAUUACAACGAACUUGCCAGGUCGGUAAAGAAAUGCUGACAAUAAAAUCAAAAGACGGAGACGGACCCAGUUUCAAUCUUUUGAUGGAGCUGCUCAGGGGAAACCAUUGAAGAUCCAGCUUAAACACAUACUAAGAGAAACAUACACACGUGCCUUAUUAGCUUACGUGGUGGUGGGCCGCUCACAUACACAAUCACAGUUUUAAGAUACAGGACAGUAUUUCGAAUUAUUCAUCUGAAUGAAUCUUAUAUAACUGUAGUACUUGCCAGAAAUGUUUCCGUUUGCAUCAUUUGUUAAGUAGGAAAAGUAAAUUUAAAUGUAUCCGUGCUUUCCUAACAUAUUUAUUAAAUGUAAGAAUCUGUAAGAGAAUCUCAAAAAAAUGUAUGUAUAUUUUGAUUGACCUCGCAAAAUUAUUUCAAGUACUACAGGGAAAGUCCAUUCUCUAUAUUUUUAGCUUUAAGUGAAACUUAACGUACUUACGACAUUACAGUGUUCAUAAAUCCCAGUAAAUCGUACCACACCAAUGGUGAUUGUGUGGUAAAUUCGGCUUAGUUUUAGGUAGACUUUUGUCGAAAAUCUGUAUAUAGAAUUUUAAGUUAAGUUUCUAUUUUGAUAUUUUUAUAUAAUAUACAAGGCUACGUUUAUAUAUUAGCCACAACGUUGAUGUUAUGUUGGGGUGAUUUAUUAGUGGAAACGAAUUUAAAAAAAUGCACAUUGUCGCAGCUAUUAUGUAAUUGUAUCAAUAAAGCUGAUUCAAUCCUUGUGUUAUACUCUGCUAAUUGUCGAACUCCACUGACGACAAUAAAUCACUUUGUUUACAGGGUUAUUGCAAAUAUCUAGUUAACAUCAAAAAAAUAAUGAAAAUAUUUUUACAUUUGCUUACUGUGUAUAUAAUUUGAACUCUUAUUUAUAAAAUCCCCGUACGAAUCUGUUAACUAAAAAAUUAUUUGAAAUCACCCUGAAUUUACUGUUUAGGUAGUUAAGUAUGUAAUACAACGCUCAACUGAAAGACUUGUAUCAAAUACAAGCAUAGAGCAUAAACUUUGCAAUCAGUUUAAAAGAGGUCACAUGUAAUGUCACAUUGUUCACUACAUUUUUAAGAUCAUACUAGUCCUAGUUUGAAUGAAAUGUUUACAUGUUAAAGAAAAUUAAGCCAGAACAAUGCGGUUGUUAAUUUUCUGUCGAAUGCUCUGAUUUCAGUUUUCAUUCCAAUAUUUAGUAGUGGUUGAUUUUGUUUUGUGACUAUUUCCGUAGUUAUAAACUACAAGCUAAUGUUAUACGAAUAUGUGACUAUUGUUCUAAAUAGUUGCCGGACAUUUAUUUAUUCAAUAUUUUUAUGUAAAAUCAAAACUUUAUUUUUAUAUUGUGCCAAUAUUUUGAUACGCGAUUUUCUAAAUUAAUUGUUGCAUAUAUUCGUUUUCAAUUUAAUCUUUUUAAAAAAUCCCAGAACAAGUCAAUAUUUAAUGUAAUAUUUAAUUUUGUUGCUUCUUCCGUCGCCAUCUCUCCAAGUAAAAAUAUCGAAAGUACUUAAAAUAUUGCAUUACUUGGUUGAUUUGACUGUGUUGUAUGUUUUAACAUCAGGAUUGAUUUGUUCCUAAAUUUCAUUGAAUUGUUAAUUGCUUUAAAAUUGAAUUGAAUUCUGUUACUUAUUUUAUGAAAAUGUAAAUGACAAAAGGUAUUUUAAUUAAUCACUACAUCUCAUUCAGUUAGUACUAAAUUAUUUUUCAGUGCAAUAUACCUCCAUCUACUUAAUUUUUUUAAACCACAUGAUAUUAUUGUUUUAUUUUAUCACUUAACUGAAUCUGAUGUUGAUAACAGUGUUUAAAAUGCCAGAAUAUUAAAUAUAAAAAAAUCAGAUAAGACUUUGGGGAGGCCUUCCAAGGCUGCAUACAAUGCAGUAUUAGCCCUAAUGAUACUUUUUGUACUCACAUUUUAUUAGCAAUUAUACAAAAGAACUUUUUGUAUUGACAAAAUAUAUAAUAUACAAUUUU
This is a messenger RNA of Aethina tumida (small hive beetle), 4610 nucleotides long. RefSeq names its product nuclear hormone receptor FTZ-F1 beta (gene Hr39). Bases 480 to 2729 code for a protein of 749 amino acids. Gene Ontology annotation, cellular component: RNA polymerase II transcription regulator complex. The transcript has 9 exons. The record is from RefSeq and is a predicted model, not a curated record. Gene Ontology annotation, biological process: regulation of transcription by RNA polymerase II; tissue development; hormone-mediated signaling pathway. Gene Ontology annotation, molecular function: nuclear receptor activity; RNA polymerase II cis-regulatory region sequence-specific DNA binding; zinc ion binding. Lineage: Eukaryota; Metazoa; Arthropoda; Insecta; Coleoptera; Nitidulidae.